UUUCUGUACGUCACAUGCGCAUGCGCAGUUCUUCAUAUAUGGUGGACGCCAUUUGUGUGUCGUCAUUGGUUGCGGGAUUGGCGUGGUAGGGGUUGUGUGGCCGAUUCGGUGGUGUCGAAAUCGUUCUGGGUGUAUCAUAUAGUCAAAUCAAGAUGGUUUGAUCAAGAAAGUGGAAGUUGCAUUAUUUUUACAAGAAAUAUAGGCUUGUAGAGCAUUUUCUGUUACAAUUUGCCUGUUUGUAUCGGAAAUCCUUGCUGUCACGUGACUCCGAUGGACCAAUCAGAGGCCUCCAUUUCCGAAUUCUGUUGCGUUUGUGCUUCGGCUUUGAGCGGUGGAGCGGCGGCCAUUGUUGUGAGUGAAAUGUGAAAGUCGUGAGAGUUAUAAGGAAUUUUGCCGAGAUAGGGAUUUAGUUUGUUUUGCCCCUAUUUAUUCAGCGUGCAAUGUAUCCGUCUCCGGUGUCAUGAAGUGACGGAAGGGACCUUAAGCUGCACGUUGGUGGCUGUGGCGUGGAUUCUUUCGACGGCGCGGCAUGGCCACUGAAACGGCUGGGGGGCAGGAUCCAGCGGCAAAGAAUGACAAGCAGAUGACAAACUCUGAGAGGCCGGACGGAGCCGCGGCGGCGGUGGCGGCAGCGGCCAAGCCGGACGGCGACUCCAAGGAGAAGCCGCCGGCCGACGAUGACGGCUUCCCGGUGGUGGACCCGGAGUACCGCGGCCCGGUGCAGCCGGCCUACAUCCGGCCGCACGACCAGCCGCGCUACAACUCCAACCAGCUCCAGUACCUCUCCAAGGUGCUCAAGACCCUGUGGAAACACCAGUACGCCUGGCCCUUCCAGGUGCCGGUCGACAGCGCCCGGCUCAACCUGCCCGACUACCACAAGAUCAUCAAGAAGCCCAUGGAUCUGGGCACCAUCAAGAAGCGGACUGAGAACCUGUGGUACCGGUCCGCCAAAGACUGUAUAGAGGACUUUCAAACGCUAUUUACAAACUGUUAUAUGUACAACAAGCCCGGUGAGGACGUGGUGCUCAUGGCACAGACCCUAGAGAAAAUGUUUUUGACUAAAGUGUCGCAAAUGCCGCAGGAGGAAGUGUUCAUUGAGGUGCCUCCUAAAAACGCGAAGGGUAAAAAGGGUCGGCCGUCGGCGACGGGCGUGGGUAGGGGCCGGCCGGCGUCGGCCGCCUCGUCCGUGUCGCCGGGCCGCGACUCUCCGGCGCCGCCGGCCGCCGCCACCGCCACCGCCGCCAAGCCGCCGGCGCCGCCGCCCGCGCCGGCCAAGCCCGCGGAGAAGGCGGCACCGCCGGCCGGCUCCAAGGCUCCGUCUGGGCCGGCGGUGCCGGGCUCCACGGCUUCCACCACCGUCCCGACCGUACCGGCAGCAGCGGCGGCGGCCGCCGGAGCGCCCGGCCGCGGCGCCGACAAACAGACUGCAGCUGCGACCGCCAGUCCUGCCGGCCAUCCGGCGACAUCUCCGAGUGCCACCUCCGACCCGCAGGCGUCUGCGCCGGCCACCGCUCCGCACAAGGUCAAUAAGGGCGUCAAGAGAAAGGCGGACACGACAACGCCGGCGAUGGCGGGCCCGCCGGAGCCGCCGUUCGCCGCCUCUGAGCCCAAGGUGGCCAAACUGGGCAACAAGCGGCGCGAGUCGGGCCGACAGAUAAAAAAACUCGUCAAAGACCUGCCCGACUCGCAGGUGCCGCCGGGCAAGAGUCGAGAAAAGAUGCAGGACUCGAUGAGGGCCUGCAACGAGAUUCUCAAAGAGCUUUUCUCCAAGAAACACUCGGCGUACGCGUGGCCGUUCUACAAGCCGGUGGACGCGGAGAGCCUGGGUCUGCGCGACUACCACGACAUCAUCAAGCAGCCCAUGGACCUGGGCACGGUGAAGCAGAAGAUGGACGCCCGCGAGUACCGCUCGCCAAAGCCGUUCGCCAGCGACGUGCGACUCGUGUUUACCAACUGCUACAAGUACAACGCGCCCGACCACGACGUGGUCGCCAUGGCCAGGAAGCUGCAGGAUGUCUUCGAAAUGAGGUUCGCCAAGAUCCCGGAGGAGGGCGACGAGGAGCUGUCGGCCGGGGCACGCUCGAGCUCCGAGUCCGACUCGGACGCCUCGGAGGUCGAGCGCCAGCAGAAGCUGCUCGUGCUGCAGAACCAGCUGCGGAUGGUCCAGGAGGAAAUCAACAGCCUCAUCCAGGAGAGCCUCUCCAAAAAGAAAAAGGAGAAAAAGAAAAAGAAGAAGCGGGACCGGGACCGGGAGGGCGCCGCGCUGCUGCCGCCGCUCGCCGGCGGUCUGGCCGGGGCGCCGCCGGCCGCCGGCGCCGCAGCCGCUGCCGCUGGUAAGGCUGCCAACGCCAAGGCGGCCAAGCCGAACGGCGCCAAGGCGGCGGCGGGCCGGCGGCCGCGCGCCGGCAAGGCCGCCGGCGGCAAGAAGAAGGGCGGCGCGGACGCGCUGGGCUCGUACGACUCGGACGAAGAGGACACGGCGCAGCCCAUGUCCUACGACGAGAAACGCCAGCUCAGCCUGGACAUCAACAAGCUGCCCGGCGACAAGCUGGGCCGCGUGGUGCAGAUCAUCCAGGCCCGCGAGCCGUCCAAACGAGACUUCGAUCCGGACGAGAUCGAGAUCGACUUCGAGACGCUGCGGCCGUCCACGCUGCGGGAGCUCGAGUCGUACGUGGCCAGCUGCCUGCGCAAAAAGCCGCGCAAACAGCCCGACAAAAAGGCGGCCAGCAAGGCGCGGGACGAGUCGGACAAGAAGCCCGAGCUGGAGAAGCGUCUGCAGGCGGUGACGGGCCAGUCGGGUGCUCCGGCGGCGGCCGCUGCCGCGCCACCGGCGGCGCCGGCGGCUGCCACCGCGGCCGGCAAGAAGUCGGGCCGGAAGGAGGGCGGCGGCCACCUGUCUGCCUCGAGCAGCAGCUCCUCCGACUCGGACAGCAGCUCGAGCAGCUCCAGCUCCUCCAGCUCCGACUCCAGCGACUCCGAGCCCGACGAACCCAAACGCAAAAAGAACAAGAGCAACAAGGCGGCGCCGCAGCCGCCCCCGGCUGCCCCGGCUGCGCCGGCGCAGCCGGCGGCAGCAGCAGCGACCGGGGCCGGUGCCAACGGAGCGGCGAGCCAGCCGGCGCCGGUGGCGACCGCGCCGGCCACCUCGGCACCGGCGGCGAGCGUGGCACAGGCAGUCCCGUCGGCGAGCACCAACGGUCAGCCGGAGCCGACGCCGCCCGUCUCACUGACAGGUACCGUUCCCUCGGUGACCGCGGGCCCGGCGCCGGCGGUCUCGGCGGCGGCCGGCCCUGUGCCGCCGCUGGCCGCCGGCCCCGAGCAGCCCGGCGCUCCGGCCGCGCCGACCGUGUCGCUGUCCCCGCCGGAGCUGGCGCCGGCCGCGCCGCCCGCCUCCAGCACCGACAACGGCAUCGGAACUGAAACUUCUACGGACGACAAUUUGUUCGACUCGCCUAUCAAAAAUACUCCGGCCAAGGUGGCGAACGUGAGCUCGUGGUCGACGCUGGCGCAGUCGGCCGCCACCCCAUCCACCACGCCCAUCAACAUCCAGCCGUCACACAUGGACUCGGCGUUCCAGCAGUUCAAAAAACAAGCCAAGGAGAAGGCAGACAGGCAACGUCAGCUGACGGAGCAGAUGGAGCAGCGGCGCGUGCAGAAGGAGGCGGCCGAGCGCGAGCGGCAGCGGCAGGACGCCGAGCGGCGCCGGGAGCGGCAGGGCGAGGAGCUGCUCGAGCGGCUCUGUCGUCUGAAGCAGGAGCAGGAGGCCGCCGAGGAGGCCGCCCGCAAACAGGCCGAGGCCGCCGCCGCCGCCAAGGCCGAGGCGGCCGCCAAGGCGGCGGCGGCGGCGGCCAAGGCGGCCCACCCGCCGGCCAGCGCCAGUCCCAAGUCCGCGCCGCCGCCGCCGCCGCCGCCGGCGGUCAGCACGCCGUCGGCGGCCGCCGGAGACCGGGAGCGCGCCAGGAUGAGGGAGCAGGAGCGCCGGCGACGCGAGGCGAUGACAAGCCAAAUCAACAUGAACUCACAGAGAGACUUGAUUGCACAAUUUGAGGAGAACCUGAGCAAUUACUGACGGGCGCCGUGGCCGCUCUGCCGGCUGCGCUGGGCCCUGACCGGUGCGGCGUGGUCGCCACCCGCCCCUCAUGGAUGUAUUUAUUAGAUGUUAACUGGUGCGCGCGCGCGGGAAGUGAGAGUGUGCGAGAGAGAUGGAGAGUAUGUGAGCGGCGCUCGGCCCGGUGAUAGUGUGUCGGCGCCCACUCCUCAGCAGCCCGCACAGGCGCCUCGGUGUGCGUGUGCGUGCGCGCGUCUGUGUGUGCGACUGUGAGCGGGCGUGGGGGCGCCGGGGCGCGCGGCGCCCGGCGCCAUUCAGCUGUUCAACAGGUACCUCGAGCAUGGCGCGCGCGCCGGCCAGCCUACUGGACUGGUUUUGGUAUCCAAAACUGUGCAGACGGCGGCCGCCGGCCAGCCCCCGGCGCUGCGGCCGCCGCGGGCGGAGCUUGAGGCCGGCCGGCCGGCGGGCCGCGUGGCCCCGGUCCGCCCGCAGGGCCGCGCGGAGCGUAUCUGUGCUGCGCUGGUUCAGCAUCUGCCUAGCCUUGUUUAGCAAGCGUUCCGUCAAAUUUUCCGGUAUGGUUGGCCGUGCUCGCCCAGUGUGAUCAUGCCCCUUGAUUGUCAUCAGAGCUCUCUGGUCUUGGUUGGACGCUGCCCUUACCGCUGCAGUUUUAGAUCGGCAACCAAGGCCUUGUAAAGUUUUGUAAAUGAGACUAUAUUUUGUGUACAGUACAGGCAAUAGAGAAUCCUGGCUGGUACUAGCACGCCGUGCGUCUCUGGUGGGAGGGGGCGGAGGGCCGGGGCCGGCAGACGACCGGACGAGCUACUGUCAAAGUGGACCAACUGUGAUCUGAGUGACGUCUGAGCCCAGACGGUGCGACCCUGUUCACCGAUUUCACGAUCAUUGUGGAGAGAGACGGCGGCCGAGCGGCUGCCCAACACUCCGGCGGGGCCGGCCGCCACAAUCACGGCGGGGACUGCGCAACUUAUGCCCACCAACAUGAUGUCAACAAUUGUUUGCAAUGGUUGAAUACGAACGUCCAUUACUAUG
Molecule: messenger RNA, 5095 nt
Organism: Amphibalanus amphitrite
Lineage: Eukaryota; Metazoa; Arthropoda; Thecostraca; Balanomorpha; Balanidae
Product: bromodomain-containing protein 3-like
Exons: 14
Coding region: 530-4069 (1179 amino acids)
Biological process (GO): regulation of DNA-templated transcription; chromatin remodeling
Cellular component (GO): chromatin; nucleus
Source: RefSeq, a predicted model, not a curated record